GUGAUGGCGGGUGGACCGUCUGUCCGCUGCUGCUGCUGUGGGGCUCAGCUGCCGCUGCUCGUGGGCCGGGGUCUCGGCCUGCUGCUGCUGCUGCUGCUGCUGCCGCCGGUGCCGUCCACGCAAGCCCGAAGCCUCCGCUUUGUGACUUUGCUCUAUCGCCAUGGAGAUCGCUCCCCAGUGAAGGCAUACCCUAAGGAUCCCCAUCAGGAAGGGGAAUGGCCUCAAGGCUUUGGCCAGCUCACCAAGGAGGGCAUGCUCCAGCACUGGGAGCUGGGCCAAGCUUUACGGCUGCGCUAUCAAGGCUUCCUCAAUGCCUCCUACCACCGGGAAGAGGUUUUUGUUCGAAGCACAGACUUUGACCGCACCCUCAUGAGUGCUGAGGCCAACCUGGCCGGCCUCUUCCCGGUGGAGGGGGCGCAGUCUUUCAACCCAAACAUCACAUGGCAGCCCAUCCCUGUCCACACAGUUCCCGAGGCCCAGGACAAGCUAUUGAAGUUCCCAAUGGGACCCUGUCCCCGGUUUGAGCAGCUACAGAACGAGACUCGCCAGAGCCCAGAAUACCAAAAUGAGACCCUGAGGAAUGCCCAAUUUCUGGAGAUGGUGGCUAAUGAGACAGGUGUCACAGACCUGACCCUGGAGACAGCCUGGAAUGUCUAUGACACCCUCUUCUGUGAGCAAACCCAUGGCCUGCCCUUGCCAUCCUGGGCCUCACCCCAGACCAUGCAGCGUCUUCGGCAACUCAAGGAUCUCAGCUUCCGGUUCCUCUUUGGGAUGUACCGGCCGACGGAGAAAGCCCGACUUCAAGGGGGGGUCCUCCUAGCUCAGAUCCGGAAGAACCUGACGUGGGCAGCCUCAGCCUCCCAGCACUCAAAGCUACUAGUCUACUCUGCGCAUGAUACCACACUGGUGGCACUGCAGAUGGCUCUGGGCAUCUACAAUGGUGAACAAGCUCCCUAUGCUUCCUGCCACAUGUUUGAACUUUACCAGGAAGAUGAUGGGAAUUUUUCUGUGGAGAUGUAUUUCCGGAAUGAUAGUACCCAGGCACCAUGGCCCUUGGCACUGCCUGGCUGCUCCCAGCGCUGCCCCCUACCUGACUUCUUACAUCUCACUCUGCCUGUGGUGCCGGAGAAUUGGGAACAGGAAUGCCAGGUCCUGAGCAGUCUUGCAGACACAGAGGUGAUCGUGGCCUUGGCCGUGUGUGGCUCCAUCCUCUUCCUGCUCAUCUUGCUGCUGCUCACAGUCCUCUUCCGAAUGCAGGCCCAGCCUCCAGGUUACCGCCAUGUUGCCGAUGGGGAAGACCAUGCCUGACAACAACUUGGCCCCCUGCCUCCCCCCAUCCUAUAGAAUGAGGCUGCAUCCAGGCGAGGGAAGCCACUAGGGCCCAAUUUGGUGCCGAGACACAAGCCUACAAGCACUGCUCUGACCCCAGGACACUCCUCACCCAGCAUGAGGUGCUCUAGACAGGGCUUGUCUUCUCCCCAUCAGCCCCAGGGAGCAAGCCAAAGUGGCAAAGUUUCCUGCUGGGUAAGUACCUAGCAUUCAUGUGGAGGGAGUCCUCUGGCCAGUCCAGAAUAGUUCUGGGCACUUUCUACAACCACCUAGACAAUGGCUGGUGGCUCGCAGGACGCUCUUGUCUCCCUGCUGCCCCCAUGCCUACCUUAACCAGACCCAUCUUCCUGUCCUCAAGGCAGGGGUCACAGCCCCAGUUCUCGAGGUUGAAAGCCUCAGGGUUAGCUGCUGCUGUUUCCACUCCUCUGAAUCCUGAGCUGGCUUGAAGAAUACAUAUAGAAGGAUGAGGGGUGGGGGGUAGAGGUACACACUGGGCCCAGAAGAUACCUGAGCUCUAGGCAAACGCAGGUCGUGAGCUGGACAGCUCUGGGCUGUAGCCCAGAAGGGAUGAAGGUGAACCCUAAAGGGAAUGAAAGUGUUGAACUCUC
Molecule: messenger RNA, 1937 nt
Organism: Gracilinanus agilis (Agile Gracile Mouse Opossum)
Lineage: Eukaryota; Metazoa; Chordata; Mammalia; Didelphimorphia; Didelphidae
Gene: ACP2
Product: acid phosphatase 2, lysosomal
Exons: 11
Coding region: 4-1308 (434 amino acids)
Biological process (GO): dephosphorylation; lysosome organization
Cellular component (GO): lysosome
Molecular function (GO): acid phosphatase activity
Source: RefSeq, a predicted model, not a curated record